AAUCAGCACGGUGAUUGGUCGGAUCUCAUGACACACGUGUGGAAAAGCACGCGCAUUGUUAUCGUGAUAAUGAACGUGAUAAAGACCUCGUAAGUCUUUCGAACAUGAAUCUAAUAAACUGUGCUUUUUUGUCGGACCUGAAUGUCAUACACAGCUUUUUUCUUUGUCACCGGAUGACGGUAAAGGUUUGUGUUCUAAGCGCUGUGACGUUGUUUUCAAAGACACCUGGUUACCAUGGUAACGUGGUAACUAAACAGGAAAUUAAUGGCGGCACGCAACAAAGUUACUACUGUGGCCUUCGGGAGCUGCCAGGAUAGAAAAAUAUUUCCAGUACACAGGACACCAAAUCGCAUGGGAAUUGAAGAUCUCACACUGGAGAGUUUACCAACACCUGGCCCUGGCAGCUAUGAUAACCAUGUGACUGUCACUCCAUCACCCCAGGAAUACCAGCAGGACUGGAGCGGGUCAGAAAAAUGUGCUCCUGGAAGAACAGCGUUCAACUCCACUGCACAGAGGUUUACGUCCAAGUCUACUACAAUCAGCUCCAACCCUGGACCAGGUACCUACUCGCCUGGUGGGCCAUGCAAUCGGAAGGUAUCAUGGCCAAUGAAAUUUGGCUCACCAGACUGGUCCAGUGUGCCCAUGCAGAAGAAAAAGGGACUUCGCACAGAGCUUCCAUGUGACAAGGAGCUCCGGAAACAUCGCAACAGAGUAGCUUAUUUACGAUUGUACUAUUCAUGAGAUUCCUGGAGCAAUAUAAUGUGUAAAUCUGACUAAGAAUCCAAGCACACUGCUGAAUUAAAUCAAAUACAGAGACGUUUUGUUGCGCGACC
Molecule: messenger RNA, 833 nt
Organism: Silurus meridionalis
Lineage: Eukaryota; Metazoa; Chordata; Actinopteri; Siluriformes; Siluridae
Exons: 5
Coding region: 265-741 (158 amino acids)
Biological process (GO): regulation of cell projection organization
Cellular component (GO): ciliary basal body
Molecular function (GO): cytoskeletal protein binding
Source: RefSeq, a predicted model, not a curated record